Messenger RNA from Cyclopterus lumpus (lumpfish), 4196 nucleotides. It is a transcript of the gene prdm1a, whose product is annotated as PR domain containing 1a, with ZNF domain. Gene Ontology annotation, molecular function: DNA-binding transcription repressor activity, RNA polymerase II-specific; histone deacetylase binding; RNA polymerase II cis-regulatory region sequence-specific DNA binding. The transcript is spliced from 7 exons. Gene Ontology annotation, cellular component: nucleus; cytoplasm. Bases 212 to 2740 code for a protein of 842 amino acids. Gene Ontology annotation, biological process: cell fate commitment; regulation of transcription by RNA polymerase II. NCBI's taxonomy places the organism in Eukaryota, Metazoa, Chordata, Actinopteri, Perciformes, Cyclopteridae. The record is from RefSeq and is a predicted model, not a curated record.
UCUGGCAUCGAGAGGCAUUUGAACACAGGACACCGAGUGGAUCACACGCACACGCUCCAACACGCGCACACACUUUAACCACGCGCACACCGGUGUGGAGUACCAGCGCUCGGAGCGGGACGGACUGCACCUGUCCGACACUCACUCUGUCUCUCCCCGCACACACGCACACACACGCGCGCGCGCACCGAGGAGCUGCCCGGUCGUCCCUAUGUGUGGAUGGGACCAAAGUUACACGGCGACCUCUCAUAGCUCGGCCAUGUUGACCAGUGAGGGGGCGCACGCCAUGGAGCAGGACGACCACGGAGCCAAGAUGGCCGCCACCGCCAGCAGCGGCAGGUCCGGCUCGGACGGGGUGGAGACGACGAUGACGGCUACGAUGACGGCGGCGCUGGCGGCAGACGCGGACGUGGAGAUGGAGGAGGCGGACAUGACCCGCUGGACGGAGGCGGAGUUUGAGGAGAAGUGCACGUACGUGGUCAAAGACACGCCGCGGGAGGCGGGGCCAGACGGCGGCGGCGCCACGACGACCACCGCCACCAGGGCCGAGGCGUCGCUGCCCCGGAACCUGGCCUUCAAACACCCGGCUGACAGCGAGGAGGUGGUCGGCGUGUGCAGCAGCGAGUACAUCCCCAAAGGAACUCGCUUCGGGCCCCUGGUGGGCGAGAUCUACACGGCCGACAGCGUCCCCAAAGACGCCAAUCGCAAAUAUUUCUGGAGGAUCUACGAGGACCAGGACUUCCACCACUUCGUGGACGGUCUGGACGAGACCCGGUCCAACUGGAUGCGCUACGUGAACCCGGCCCACUCGGCGGCCGAGCAGAACAUCGCGGCGUGCCAGAACGGCGUGGAGAUCUACUUCUACACGGUGAAGCCCGUCCCCGCCGGCGCCGAGCUGCUCGUGUGGUACUGCCACGACUUCGCCCGGCGCCUCCACUACCCGCCGUCCGGAGAGCUGAUGAUGGCGAAGCUCAAGCAGUCUCUCCUGGAGGUCAAGCAGCAGCAGGUGAGCAGCGAGGAGCUCAGGCUGGAGGCCUGCAGCCCGUCUCCCGCGGCGAUGGCGCCCACGCCGCCCAAGAGGGAACACAGCGUCCUCUCCAUCCUCCGCGGCACCACCUCCUCCACCUCCUCCGUGAAGAGGGAGCCCAGCCGGCCGCUCCCCACCCGCCCGCGCUGCGCCGACAGCCCCGAGCGCCCCCUGUACCCCCGCGCCCUCUACCCGGCUCUCAGGCCCCACCCUCACGUCCCCGAAGACUUCCUCGGCCACAAGCCCGGCCAGCUGGGCUACCCCGCCACCCGCUCCCCCGGCAGCCACUCCUCAGCCACACCCAGCCCGUCGGCGAGGAGCAGCCCGGACAGCAGCCCCCAGGGGAGCCCCUCGGGUCCGGCUUCUUUCUACCCAGCCGGACUGGGCUCUUACCCCGGUUACUCCCCGCCAUUCACCCCCCUCUCCUCGUCCUUCUACCCCCCGGGCGCCCCUUAUUCACGCUACCUCCUUCCCCAUCACUACCCUCUCCCCGGCGGCGUCCCCACCAUAGGAGGAAUCUUUCCCCGGAUGUACAGCGGCCUCCUGCCCCCUCACGUGCCCCUCCUGCCAUCCGACGCGGCCGGCAGGCGCUUCCUGAUGCCCGACCACGUCCACCCCACCUCCAUCUCCGCCCACAGAGAUUUCCUCCUCCCCAGGCCCACCAGCGCCUUCCAGGCGGCCACCUCCCUGAAGGACAAAGCGGCACCUCACCACCCGUACUCGGGGCACCCGCACAGACCUGCCCACGCGCCCUGCGGCGGCUCCCCUCCGGCGGGCACGGCACCCCCCAACGAGCGGAUGCCCACCAAGCCCACCUCGGCCCUGCUGGGCAACAGCAGCGACCCUUGCUCCGACGAGGAGGCCGUCAACCUGAGCAAGGUGAAGCGCGGCCCGGGCUCGGCGGGCUACAAGGCGCUGCCGUACCCGCUGAAGAAGCAGAACGGCAAGAUCAAGUACGAGUGCAACGUGUGCAGCAAGACCUUCGGCCAGCUGUCCAACCUGAAGGUUCAUCUGCGAGUCCACAGCGGAGAGAGACCCUUCAAGUGUCAGACCUGCAACAAAGGCUUCACCCAGCUGGCUCACCUGCAGAAACACUUCCUGGUCCACACCGGGGAGAAGCCCCACGAAUGCCAGGUUUGUCACAAGCGCUUCAGCAGCACCAGCAACCUGAAGACUCACCUGCGCCUCCACUCGGGGGAGAAGCCGUACCACUGCAAGCUCUGCCCGGCCAAGUUCACCCAGUUCGUCCACCUCAAGCUCCACAAGCGCCUGCACUCCCGCGAGCGCCCCCACAAGUGCGCCCACUGCCACCGCCACUACAUCCACCUGUGCAGCCUGCGGCUCCACCUGAAGGGCUACUGCCCGGCGGUGUCCGACCCGGCCGCCUCGGAGGAGCUGCAGCGCGCCAACGAGGAGAUCGAGCGCUUCGACGUCAGCGAGCACGCCGAGCAGCUGGAGCAGCUGCAGGGCGGCGCGGAGGUGGAGGCCGUGUUGGAGAAGCAGGUCCUGGGUCUGCUGUGGAGGGAGCCGGACCUCAAGGCCUCCCACUUCCACCCGCGCCACAAGGGCUCCGCCGAGCUCCUGUCCGCGGGCUACGCCGCGUCGUACGAGUCCCCGAACGAGACGUCGGUCAUCAAGAUGCGGCGCGCCGGCUCCGUCCUGUCGCUGCCCGCCAACGUCACCGUGAAGCAGGAGUCGGAGGACCGCGCGUGAGCGGCCGGUUAAAAAAAAUGUAAAAAAAACCCGACGGGACAAAAAGAGUCGAGACUUGCGCGACUCGCCGGGCGGACCUGGUUGCCGGGAGCAACGGCUGUACAUAAAUAAUUCUCCACCCGGUGGUGUUCAGGAGUGACGUCAUUGAAUCACACCGGGGGGGGGGGGUUCUUUUUUUUUUUCAACCUAUCAGGGACUCGCGUACUCAGGGCUCAAGAGACACCGUCCCACGACUACUUAGCGGUUUAUUAUACUUAGAGACAAUCAUCUACCCGGGAUUUACCUUUUUGAUGUAAUUAAUAUAAUGCUAUUAUCAUUAUUGUUGCUGUAUUAUUUGGUCUCUAUUUUUUCAAAUGUUUUUUUUUUUGUUGGUUCAAUUAGUUUUGUUAUAACCUCCUUAAUUUAUUACACUUUUUAUUUGUUGUCUUCAAAAGCAAUAAGUGGAAGGGUUGGUUACACUGACGGGGUGAAAUCAACGGAAGAGACUAUUUUUCUGUUGACGUUUGUUUUUAGUUGUUUUGUUUUUUUCUCUGUGGCCAUUUUCUCUGUAGAUAGUCACCUCCUGUCUGCCUGCAUCCGUCCGUCCUGCGACCUCUGACCUAUAGAACCAGGGACGUCCACUCUUCAGGGUUUUUUGUUGUUGUUGUUUCUAUUUAAAUGUAGAAACCAAUAUAGCAGGUUUAAAAAAAAAAUGAAAAAUGAAAAAAAAAGGGUUGAAAAACUUGCCAGAGCGGCACAUAAAUUCAUUAAUUUAGCGAGAAGAAUUUUAUUCGACGGCUUUCCCCCAAAAAAGUACGUCUGUGUCCUUUUUUCCUGAUGCCUGAACUUAAUUUAAUUUGAAACAAAAAAGGGCUUUUUUUUUUGUGUGUGUGUAUAUUUUUCACAACGGUUACCUCAGUGUGCAUGUGACGAGAUGAGUGUGUGUGUGUGUGUGUGUGUGUGUGUGUGUGUGUUUUAAAGGGACAGCUAAAGGUGGGAGCUUUCUAUUUAUUUGCGUUUUCCUACUUGAAGAAAAAGAAGAAGAAGAAAAAGAAGAAGAAACCAAAACUGAACUGAACUGGAGUGCAGCUCUUCAUGUGGUCCAAGAGGAGCCGGCUCAGACAUGUAGCACAUACUGGACUCUGGAGGCCGCCCCCCCCCCUCCUCCUCGUCACUCCUUUUUUGUCUUUAUUUUUCUACGACACUGUCAAACGCCCGACGGGGAGGUGAACACCCUUUUUUUUCUUCUUCAUUUAGGGGUUCACGCUCGACGCUAGUAACCAAAGUUCACGUGGCUUUAAUCUUCACACAAAAAGGAAAGAAAGAAAAAAGGCGGAUUUGGAUUUGAGGAAUCGAGAGAGAGCGCCGAAGAAGGGAAGACGUGCGUGUUUAUGUUUGCCCUUUCUGUCGAUUGUUUUGUUGUUGUUGUCGUUUGUUAAUAUUUCCGGUUGAGAAGCAACGGCCCCCUUCUUCAACC